Molecule: messenger RNA, 735 nt
Organism: Andrographis paniculata
Lineage: Eukaryota; Viridiplantae; Streptophyta; Magnoliopsida; Lamiales; Acanthaceae
Product: cytochrome c oxidase subunit 6b-2
Exons: 5
Coding region: 138-371 (77 amino acids)
Cellular component (GO): respiratory chain complex IV; mitochondrion
Source: RefSeq, a predicted model, not a curated record
UUUGUUACCGUGCAGUUAAAAUGCGCUUGUUUAUAUAAGGAAGGUCAACAUUAACCUAUUAUUAUUAAUCGCGAAGAAUUUCUGGUAGAACACUUGUGUUCGAUUCGAGGAGUCACAUUUCGAUUCCGCAUCUCCAAAUGGCUGAGAUUGAAUUGAAAACCGCCCCUGCUGAUGUUCGGUUCCCUACCACCAAUCAAACUCGGCAUUGCUUCACUCGUUACAUAGAGUAUCACAGGUGCACUGCUGCUAAGGGUGAAGGGGCAGGUGAUUGUGAGAAAUUUGCAAAAUAUUAUAGAUCACUUUGCCCCGGUGAAUGGGUUGAGAAGUGGAACGAGCAAAGGGAGAACGGAACCUUCCCUGGCCCCCUCUAAUUCAGAGACACAAAAACCUUUGAUAAGAAAUAUGAGUUGGGGUUGGUUUUGUUGGCAUUUUGUAUUAUUUUGUUGAUGGCUAUGGUUUGACACAGGACAUUGUUGAGGUGCCUUCAUGGAGGUUUCAUAAUUCUGGACCUUUAGCUUUCCUGGUUUCUUUCUUUAUAUUUUGCAAGAUGGAUGUUUAUGGACCAAGUCUUGCUCGGGUUGUUUCAAUCCAAGAGUCCAUCAAAACAACAUUGAUAGAAAAUAAUGAUAGUUCUGAGGUGGAUUAUAAUGGGUUUGGUUUGUAUUUUAUAUUUAAAUAGUGAUUGAACGUAAUAUUUUGUGGUGGUUGAUUAGUGAUCAUUGUACGAUAACAGUA